AUGUCGACAGGAGUUUUGCCACUGCUUAUACUUGGAUGGGUAUGUCUACAUCCUCCAGAGAGAGCUAGUCGUAAGACGUUUCGAGAGUAUGCAGUGUUUUUGAUGGUUUAUUAUAUCUUGCGCCUGGUCUUCAAUGAGCUGUAUUUUGCGGGUCCAGAAUUUGCAAAUGUAGCUUUUAUGACUACAUUGGCAAGUGUUUUCUGGGGAUCGCUGGCUCCGGUGGUCAUUUGGCGCGUUCUCAAGGCAGAUACAGCACAUUGGCGGGGUCUUGGAAGACGUGCUGUGCAUCUCCAAUCACUUUUUCGACAGAAAUAUCACUACCUUCACGAGCACGUGUCGUCACGGGGACUCCAUGUUCUUAUUGAAAUGCACCGAAAGCAAAUUAUUGACUUUGCUUAUCUGGAGCUACAGAGAAAGAUUGGCGCGGGUACAAACGCAGUCGUGUUUCGAGGCACACUUCAUUCAAAGAUUCCGGUCGCAAUUAAAGUAUACACACCACGAAUCUUAUGCGAAGAUGUUGUGGCUGCGUUUUCACAUGAAGCCGCAUUAUGCGGUGCUUUGCAUCACCCAAAUGUCGUCCGAUUUUAUGGCAUGUGUGUGUACCCGCCUGCUGUGUGUCUCGUUUUGGAAUUGUGUCGAGCCUCGCUCGAGGAUGUCACGCGUGCCAGUGCCAGGAUACGGUUAAACCGGCGCAGUCGACAAGACACAUGCCCUCAGAACCGACGGCAAUGCCAUGAGCUACUGGUUGAUCUGAAUUACAUGAUUGAUGCCACACGUGCUGUUGUGUACAUGCACAGUUUUACGCCAGCUUUCCUGCACCGCGAUAUUAAACCGUCAAACUUUUUGGUUGACGAUUACGGUACUUGCAAACUCACCGACUUUGGUGAGUCGCGCAGUGUUCCUAUCGAACAAAAAGGUGAUAGGGCAAAAUAUGUGAACGAAAAUAACGCAACGGCAGCGGCAACUGUGGCAACGUCAGCAACUGUGUUUUUCGGAGAGUCGUAUAGGGAAAUCCAAACGCCGAGCACCUCCGCUCAAAUUGUGCCCCCUCCAAUAUCUCUGCGGCCUUCUCUGCGUGAUCGUGGACGAAGUGCAAUGACUGUGCGUGGUACGGCAGACUAUAUGGCCCCUGAGGUGAUCGAAGGCAAGGCCGGUACAGCUGUUUAUGGCGAAGCUGCAGAUAUCUACUCGCUUGCUAUUACGCUGUGGGAUAUCAUGCAUCCUCUUGUUCGCAAGUACCCGGAGGCAACCCGGAGUCAUCUUCAGGUAUUUGAUAGCGUACUCAAUGGUGAACGGCCUCCGCUUAGUCAGUCCCUACAUCCUGAACUGCAUCGACUACUGACUGAUGCCUGGCACCAGCAGCCGGAACGUCGACCAUCUGCAACGUAUAUUCUCACAACGCUAGAAACGCUUCAGCAAGAGGCUCUCGCACAGACGGCAUUAUGUCUUGUUACAGAGCUUGAUCGUGUUGAAGCGCCAUUUGCGAUGAUAGAAGGACAGCUUUUUAUGCAGCGCAUGAUUGAGCUUGAUAUCGUGGACUCGGCAUCAGAGGCUUGUCGUCUGGGGAACUCACUGAUGAGUGCUGGGGUUUUGCACCAUUCUCAGCACGCAGCGUCUUUCCGGCAAACAUCGGAGCUAUUCUAUAUUGACGCGGAGAUGGUGGGUUUGUAUGCGCCAUCAACUUUUACUAGUGCCUUUCAGACGCCCGCCAGUCGUCGUAGCUCUGCUUGCAUCAACGAUCAAACGCCGUCAAGCCAACAUAUGUCAAAGAAAAAGUGUCAGCGUACAAUGGAUUCUCCUGCAACAACGCGCUGUUUUUCACCAUCUGGUGAAGAAAGGCGUAGUUCGACGACUGCAUGUCAUCGAGCAAGCGCCGCAUUGCGUAUGUGUGCUUGCCAAAAGCUUGGUCGUAGCUUCAUUUUUCCAGAAUGUCGUCAAAAACGUCGAUUCCGACGAACGACAAAGUGGUUUUCCACCAUGGAAGAAAGCAUUUCAACUGGAAAGUUUUUUUCCCACGAUCUCGAGUCGCAACAUUCUCUUGCAGAGACGGAUGAGUUUGAAGAUUAUAACAAUUGGGAAGACACGGAUUUGAGAACUAUCACUGGCGUGAACUCGUCCGUUACAAGUGUUGAUGAGGGUUUGGAAUUUGAUUUUGGUGAUACCGAUUACAAUACUCACGUUCAUUUUGACAAUAGCUGGGGCUCGAUACAAGAUUUGUGA
Messenger RNA from Peronospora belbahrii, 2220 nucleotides. NCBI's taxonomy places the organism in Eukaryota, Oomycota, Peronosporomycetes, Peronosporales, Peronosporaceae. The record is from the annotation of a GenBank genome assembly.